AUGAAAUAUUUGAAAAAGACAAGAAAGUCGGCCCGUUACAGCUGCACGGCUAUUCGUACCAAAGUGAAAAGAAGAGCACACUGGCUCCAGAAAAUAAAAUCGAGCUUGAAACACAAAGAAUAUGACUUAAAUAAACCAAAAGAAAGCAGGAUGUUUAAUAGCAAAAAAACAAAGAUAUUAUCGUCCUUUCACAGUAAAUGCCAAUUUAACAUCAGAAAGAUUAUCUUCUUUAAAAAUCGCUAUAAUAAACAAACGGCUUCUUUUGUUUCCAAAACCAAAGGCGAUCACUCGACCAAAAGGAAAGACUCAUUCCCAGAUCAGUAUAUAACUAUCAAGAAACCAAAAAGAUCUCAUGCACACCCAGACUCCGUGAAUCCUCUUACUUCAAACAUUCUCAACAUAUCCGGUCAUCAGAUCAUUUUUUUACCUAAAUUUGAAACCUGUAAUGAUUAUUCGGAGAUACUGACAAAACUUCAAAUGCCACACUUAAACGGUUUACCAAAUUUGAAACGCAAUGAACUCAGUUCUUGCCGUUUGGAAUUCGAGCAAAACAUUGAACUGUUUAAGAAAAACUGUGAUUUGAUUCGAGGAUUUAAAAAGAAAAAGAAAGAGGACUGUUAUCAUCAAAUCAAAGAAAUGCAGAGAGAGGCAGACAAAAUUCCAAGUGUCGAUGCAAAUAAAUUUUUUGAUUCCCUCAAAGAUUAUCUGCAGAUGCAUGAACGUAAACAAUAUGCAUUGGCCAUUUUUUUCAUGAAACGCAGUAAGACCGUCUUUGUUUCACCGGAAUUUGAGGUAGAUUAUGAAAAUGACACACAUACUGAGCCACUUUUAUGUCAAGAGGUUGAAAUUAUUUUGCAACAGCUUGGAACCUUUGUGGAGAGCAUUCUGGUUUAUACGCUCAAUAGUCCUUGCCUGAACUGUAUGUCUGUACUCAGUAAAGAAGCGUAUUCUUGGCACAGAGAAUAUGGAAUUUCAACAACUGUAGGAUUCACACAAUUUUGGGGAUUGAGUGGUCAAGACUUUUUUCAAAAUAUUACCUGCUCAUAUACCAACAUGUUGGAUCCAAAGAGCGUUUUUCAUGAAAGUACUGACAAAUGCAAGAGCAAUCCCUUCAAAUUGAAGUCUUUCACGGUCAACAGUAAAAUCUUCCAAAAUAUCAGGAAACUUAUUAAAAAAGAAGAAAAACACAGCUGCCGUAAGAAAAUUGAAUUUUACGUGUCUGUGCUGAAAACACUGGCAAAAAUUUCCUUUUGUUCACGUGAAACACAUUUACAGUGUGGUGAAAACACAAUUUAUUCUUUCGUAUUUCCCCAAAAGAUCCAAAAUGAAUGUAGACACAGUCUUUUAGACGAUUGGUCAGCACUUGUGAAUGACUGUGCCAAAUCAAAUGUUAUAAAACAAAUAACCAAGGAUUUUAAUGUUGCGGUAGUUGAAGUUAUUUACCAAAAUCUGAAGUCCUCUUGUGGGAACAAUAGUCCUUUAAAGCUUUGCCAUAUUCCUCUGAAUCAUUUAGAUUGGGAGGCAUAUUAA
Messenger RNA from Maylandia zebra (zebra mbuna), 1530 nucleotides. The record is from RefSeq and is a predicted model, not a curated record. Lineage: Eukaryota; Metazoa; Chordata; Actinopteri; Cichliformes; Cichlidae.